Molecule: messenger RNA, 2387 nt
Organism: Cuscuta epithymum
Lineage: Eukaryota; Viridiplantae; Streptophyta; Magnoliopsida; Solanales; Convolvulaceae
Source: the annotation of a GenBank genome assembly
AUAAUACCCCUUCUAGUCCCUUGUCACACACAGUCUUGCCUCUCUGCAUCUCACUAUGGGGAUAUAUAUACCGAGUCAAUGACAUUCCAUUCUAUUUGUACGCAGAAAACUAGCGUAUUUCUACCACCGUAUUUCCUUGUGUUUAUCUUCUUCCCUAGGAAAACAUUUCCCCCUCUCGGAGUACGAGAGAAAGAAUAUGAUUUGAAGACUGAGAGGGGGUAACGGAGCUACUCCAUGGACUAUGCCUCACCCUGCCUGAGGCUGCUUAUUCCAGAUCAUACAGAAAGCGCUAAACUGUAGUGUGUGGAUAUAUGGAGAUCAGAGAAUACAUCUGUGAUUUUGUCCAACUCUAAUUCCAAUCAAGUGCUAUUCUUGAAUACUUGAUAAUCUGCUCACUGGUGAGAAAAAACAUAGCUGCAGACCGUUGUAUGAGGCUUAAAAAAAGCAUUCCUUCUUUGCUGCUAAACUCUGAAGCUAUGGUAGAAGGCCAUUCUUGUUUGGUCUCAAGCUGGUCUUGCAUGAGCUACUGGCUUGAUGGGAAGGGAAAAAGGCCCCUGGAAGGUAACAAUCAUGAUGGGGAACAUUCUCUCAGGAAAUUUCCCAGACAACAAGUAACUCAUGUUUAUGAUUUUAAUAAAGUCGAUGAUGGGAUGCUAAUGGUCUUAUCACAAGAUGAUGAUCAGCAAUCCGAUGGGGCAAAUGCUGACACUAGCAGUCUAAUUCCUGGAAUUGGUCAAGACAACUCCAUUAGCUGUCUUGUUCGUUGCUCAAGGUCUGAUUAUGGCAACAUGGCUGCUUUAAACAGAAGCUUUCGCUCAUUAAUUAGAAGUGGUGAGCUCUACAAACUAAGACGCAUGAAUGGUAUAGUUGAGCAUUGGGUUUAUUUCUCAUGCAACAUGUUGGAAUGGGAAGCUUUUGAUCCCAUUCGCCGCCAUUGGAUGCGUCUUCCAAAAAUGAACUCUAACGAAUGUUUUGUCUACUCAGACAAGGAAUCUUUGGCUGUCGGAACGGAGCUACUUGUGUUUGGAAAGGAGAUCCUGACCCAAGUCAUCUAUCGUUACAGCCUGUUCACCAAUUCGUGGUCAUCGGGUAUGACAAUGAAUGAGCCGCGGUGUUUGUUUGGUUCUGCCUGCCGAGGGGAGAUUGCUAUCUUGGCAGGUGGUUGUGACUUGCAGGGUAAGAUCCUUAGCUCAGCCGAGCUUUAUAACUCUGAGACAGGAUUGUGGAAGUCAUUACCAAACAUGAACAAGACACGGAAGAUGUGUUCUGCGGUGUUCAUGGAUGGGAAGUUUUAUGUGAUAGGGGGUAUCGGUGGAGCCGAAGCAAAACUGUUGACGUCCGGGGAGGAAUAUGAUCUUGAGAGGGAUGUUUGGACUGAGAUACCAAAUAUGUCCCCACCUCGUGGUGGGGAAGCUAGGGGAAAUGCCAUACCAUCUACAUCUGAAGCACCACCUUUGAUUGCAGUAGUAAAUAACCAAUUGUAUGCUGCUGAUUAUGCUGACAUGGUGGUAAGGAAGUAUGACAAGGAAAACAGAGUUUGGUUUACGAUUGGGAGAUUGCCCGAACGUGCAGAUUCCAUGAAUGGUUGGGGGCUGGCUUUUAGAGCAUGUGGCGAUAGCCUUAUCGUAAUUGGUGGACCUAGGGCUACAAGCCCAGGGUUCAUUGAAGUGAACUCGUGGAUCCCCAGCGAAGGACCGCCGCAAUGGCAUAUGCUUGGUCGAAAGCAAUCAGGUAGUUUUGUGUAUAAUUGUGCUGUGAUGGGUUGCUAAGGACGUAGGACUCUUGCUAAUGGGUAUUCCACCCCCUCCAAACAACAUUCAUUUUGUUGCUUUUAUUCAUAGCAUUAUUGUUUUCGUUUCCCAAGUGGGAUGAAUAUAGGGAGGAUUAUCAAAAGCCUGCUGAAUAUAGGGAGGAUGAAUAUAGGGAGGAUUAUUGUUCUCAAGGACCCAUUGAGCGUUGACUUUUUCAGCAUCGACGUCUUCUUUAAGCUUAAUGAUACAUUUGAUGCAUGAAUCGGGAAAGGAGGCUUGCGUACAAACAGAAAAAGGAUAGGAAAAUAACAUUGAGGGGGUGGGAGCAGUACAGAAUACUGGUUCUUGAUUAGUUUAUCUUCAAACUUCUCACAGUGCAUGAAGUUUGUUUUCUUGGAAUUGUUGAUGAUGAAAAAAUGGUCUUCAAGACUCUGUCAGGAACAUGGCGAUGUACUUGACAAACUUCUUUCUUUCUUUCUUUCCCUUUUUCUAUUUUUUAAUGAACGCCUUUAUUGUCCAUUCAUUGGCUCCUGCUAAGUAGUUUUUAUGAACUUUGUCAUGUAUUUAUGGUCAUUAAAUUAUGUCAAUACAUCCUAAUUUUAUGUCAUUCAUGUUGGUUUUGUGUAGCAUUGCCUG